This is a messenger RNA of Phoenix dactylifera (date palm), 1105 nucleotides long. The record is from RefSeq and is a predicted model, not a curated record. NCBI's taxonomy places the organism in Eukaryota, Viridiplantae, Streptophyta, Magnoliopsida, Arecales, Arecaceae.
AUGACGGUGGCCAUGGCUUCUGGUAGCCUCGCAGCUUACCUUGGUUUGAAGCCGGCCAACAACUGCUCGCCAUCCAUUCGGUGCUAUUAUUCCCAUCGUGGCCACCGCCUGGUCGUUCCGGUUGGACCUAGGGGCCAGGUUUGGCCUCUUUUUCCUGGCUGGUUUCUGUUCAUAUUGCCAUCUUUUGUAACUGCGGGGAUCCCUAAAGCUACGUCGCAGACUGCUGUUGAGGAUGGGAGUUCUAAUGAGACUGAUACAGUUCCUACUCCCAAAGUUAUAAUAGAUCAGGACUCAGAUCCAGAUGCAACUAUUGUAGAGAUAACAUUUGGCGAUCGCCUUGGGGCUCUUCUUGACACUGUAUCACUAAAGAAUCUUGGGCUCAAUGUCAACAAGGCUAAUGUAUAUUUGGAUUCUUCUGGAAAGCACAACAAGUUUGCAAUCACUAAGCGUAAGUCUACUGGCCGUAAAAUUGAUGAUCCAGAGUUGCUAGAAGCAAUACGCUUGACAAUUAUUAACAACAUGCUCGAGUAUCAUCCGGAGUCUAGCAGCCAAUUGGCCCUGGGAGCAACUUUUGGAGUUGAGCAACCUAAGCAGAUUGAUGUGGAUAUUGCAACCCAUAUAGAUAUUUACGAUGAUGGCCCUGAUCGGAGCUUGCUUGUGGUGGAGACAGCAGACCGUCCUGGGUUGCUGGUUGACCUUGUUAAGAUCAUCACUGACAUAAACAUAACUGUCCAAUCAGGAGAGUUUGACACUGAGGGGUUGUUGGCCAAGGCAAAGUUCCAUGUCAGCUAUAGGGACAAAGCAAUCAUCAAGCCUCUGCAACAGGUUCUUGCUAAUAGUUUGCGUUAUUUCUUGAGGAGGCCAACAACAGAGGAGGCAAGUUUUUAGAUAUUUUCAAAACCCAUACUCAGAUAAUAUGCUUUGAACAGGUUAAAAAACCUCAGCUUCUCCCCAACUGAGUCUUGGGGUCACAAUCUAAAGAUGAUACCUGUCAUUUUGAUCAAAAUAUUUUACUUCAGAAGCUUAGUAAUCUGUGCGAUCCAUCUGAGAUGCAUAAAUUGGAAAUGGUUAGUUUAUACAAUGGAAACCUUUUAUAAUAGCAGCA